AUGUCUAAGUCAUCAAAAACAACUGAUCCAAACUUAAUCUCACGCGGGGUAUUUGCAAGUUUGGUCAAUCUUCGCCAAACGAUUUUGCAGCAACAAUCAAAUAUCGAUAUCAGCCCCAUCGAUUCUAAAGUUGUCUUCUGUAUUGAAUCUGUCUUAACUUCAAUGAAAGCUCUUCGUUGCGUAGAGAAUUCUAAAACACUUUCUGACAUAAUUCAUAAUAUUUGGAAAACGUACAUUACUGAUUUUCUUUCAUUGAGAGAAUAUGUCUACAUUCUUGUCAGUGAUCAGUUUCAGCAAAUAUUCAAUUCCAUAGUGAAGGCUUACACGAGCAUAAAUUUUCCAUCGAUCUUCAGAGACGACACUGCCUAUGCUCAUGAUCUUUUCUUUCGUAUCUUCGAUCUUUUGUCACUUCCAGCAAUUAUGACUCUUCUAAAAAACCAAUCGAACGAUCAACUCAUGCCACAUGUAGCUAAUAUUCUGCGCAUAUUAUUACUUCAGAUGCAAAAUAUAGCAGAAGAAAUUCUAUUUAAGAAAGACGAUCUACUCAAUCGAGAAUCGACCGUUCAACCACUAUUGGAAUAUGUAGAUAUGAAUAUAUUUGAGGCUAGCAACGAUAUUCAACUAACAAUUGUCGAAGUAUUAGGAUUCAUUUGGACCCUAGUAGACAAUACUAUUUUGGUACCACAAUUACUUGAUGCCAAAUGUGCUUCAUUUACGCUUAAAUGGAUUAGUAUGAAUGAAGUAUCAUUCACUAUUCAACUUGCUAGUAUUCGACUCUUGUACAAUAUUGCCCGACAUGAAAAAGGAUGCGCUGCAUUGAAUGAAGCCAAUGCUAUUCUUCUAAUGCAACAAUUAAAGAAACGAACUUUAAAUCCAAACAUUGAUGAUCCAACCUACGAAGAUAUGCGCUUACUUUUUUCAAUGGCAAUUGCAUUGUUGACAGAGCCGAAGGAAAGUAAAAGUGAUGCGAAAUCACUCGGAAAAGUACUCGAUCAAUUGAUGCAGUUAACUGUCAAUACUGCGCAGAAAAAAAACCACAAAUAUGGUGAUUUCGAUAUUAGUGAACCAUUGGUAGUUCUUACGAAAUUAUUUGUUCAUGAUGACAUUAUGGAUUAUAUUGUUAAAGAUUCUCAAGUCAAAAACAUGAAAACAUCGUCGAAGAUCGCUUUCUUUUGUGAUCUAGUACUGCAAUUUCGAGGUGCUCUUGCAAACGAUGACGAACUCGAUCAGCUUACUCUCACAGCACUCAUGAACAUUAUCUGGAGUAUUUCAUUUCAUGAGAAAUAUGCCUACGAGCUCAAAUCCAAUGUGAAGUUUCUCUUUACUAUAAAAAGUCUCGCUAAUGACGAUGGAGAAGCUUGGGUCGAACAGUAUGUACCGAAACAUAUGUCAUCGGUGAGAAAAGCAGCUGCAGGUAUUUUGUGGAAUAUCGAUGAAAAUAAUCCAGCAAAAGUAGUUCGUCCAGGGGAAUUGACUCCGAGUGUAGACAAUCGAACGAAUAAUUCUACGAUGGCUGCAGUAGGAAAUCAACGAUUGCGUGUCAUGAUCAGUUAUUCCCAUGCAGAUGCUGAUUUUUGUCAUCAACUAGCCAACGCACUUGAAAAGGAAAAUAUUUUCGAUAUUUGGGUAGACUUUGCUUACUGUCAUACGGAAGAUCUAUGGGAAGAAAUUGGUCAAGCAAUUGAAAAGUCUGAUGUAGUGCUUUUCCUGAUGACAAAAGAUUAUCAAGACAGUAAAUCAUGUCGUCAAGAAGUAAUGUAUGCGAAAGAUUCACUAAAAAAACGCUUUAUUCCCGUUUAUGUCAAACGAGAUUUUGCAGCGACCGGUUGGUUGGGUGUACGUAUUGUGGGUCCACAAUACAUUCGUUUUGGCAAAAAAACGUUUGAAGCAACGGUCAAAGAGCUCGUAAAACUUAUCAUUGAAGAUAAGAGCGAAAAAAGUUCAACAAAGAAGAAUUCUAAAACGCCCGUUGUGGAUUCCUCUGUCAAAGCUGAAUCUAAUGAGAACGAAAAGUCUGAUCCAGAUUUAACCAAAGAAGAACCUGAAAACCUUCAUCAAAGCAAUCAAAAGAUAACUCAAGUCGCUGUGAAUAAUUCUAAACCAAUUAAAAUAUGGAACUCAAACGAUAUCUUCGAUUGGUUUGAUACUAAUAAAAUUCGUCACGAACUAAAGGAAAUGUAUGAUUUUCAUAGCGGUACCGAACUACUUCUCUACGCGCAGUGCCUUCGGCAAGACUGGGAAUCUGAGUAUCUCGAUAUACGAGAACAAUUUUCAAAACGAUACGGCGUAGUAUUAUAUCGUAACGAGUUUGUUCGCUUCGUCACUGCAAUUAAGAAAUUGGAACCAUUGCAGACGAAGCCUGCGUCGAGUACAUGUACUAUUGUAUAA
Rotaria socialis is the source of this 2388-nucleotide messenger RNA. The record is from the annotation of a GenBank genome assembly. NCBI's taxonomy places the organism in Eukaryota, Metazoa, Rotifera, Eurotatoria, Philodinida, Philodinidae.